Molecule: messenger RNA, 3848 nt
Organism: Scylla paramamosain (green mud crab)
Lineage: Eukaryota; Metazoa; Arthropoda; Malacostraca; Decapoda; Portunidae
Gene: Sin1
Product: target of rapamycin complex 2 subunit MAPKAP1-like
Exons: 12
Coding region: 62-1651 (529 amino acids)
Biological process (GO): TORC2 signaling
Cellular component (GO): plasma membrane; cytoplasm; TORC2 complex
Molecular function (GO): phosphatidylinositol-4,5-bisphosphate binding
Source: RefSeq, a predicted model, not a curated record
GGUGUGGUGGCCGCGGCGCCCCGGAGGCUGGCCGGCAAGGCUUCCUCACCCGCACACGGAAAUGGCAACAUAUGACGAUAGACAGUGGAUCCUAUCUCAUAUUCAAAAUUCCUACGUGACCAGUGAUGACACAGGGCUGUGUGAAGUGGUGGUGCAGCAGGAGUCUGGUGUGGCGAGCGUGGUGGAGUUUCCUUGCCUCGCCAAUACUGACUCCCCGCCACGCCUCAAUGAAGAUCCUCCACCACACUCCCUUGACAUUGCUCCAGAUAUGGACUUUGUGGGCCAUAGACAGAGGUCCUACACAGCUCAGAGGCUGGAGGUGAUGAGGAGGGAGAAGAAGAAUGCCUCCAAGGUGAAGAGAGUGGUGUGGAAACAUAAUACAGCCCCAAUUGACGAGAGACUGGAUGCUCCUGGGAAUUAUGAGAGUGAAUUGAAUGAGCUGUUUUCCCGUAAAGCUGUGAUAACUUCUCGCAAUCCCCAAGACUGUCCUCUACCCCAGCAGGCUCCUGUCUCUCUCCUCUCCCGCCUUGUGCAGCAAUAUCCUGACGGUCUAAAUAAUCCAUUUCUUGAAUAUGCGAAGUUUGAUGGCACGACACACACAAACGUCCAAGCUCGUCGCAUAAGUAUUUAUCUCUUGAUUGGAGAUGACCCAGCCCCAAACUACCCACUGGUUGUCUCUGUCAUCAACUGUCAUCAAGCACGGGUUAUUGAUCUCAUUGGUCUGAUAUGCUGGCUGUAUACCAAAGAAAACAGACAACCACCUCUCAGGGGUGGCGUGGAGCAUUAUGCUUUGCAUAUUGCAGAGGAGGAUGGCCAGGUGGACUGGGAUUUUCAGGCUCUGCGGCCACGGGACAUCAUUGAAAAGUUUGGUUUCAAUGUUUUAGCACUAGUCGAGAAGAAGACCGUCCGAGAAGCUUCACAGGACGUUGUAGUGACUUUAAAUGUAGCUGGUGGAGCCUUUAGUAAGAUAACAGUCGACAGCAGCAUAACACUCAAAGAAAUUCUCAAUAGAACAAUAAGCAAAAGAAAGGAUAUGGUAAGAAUAAAAGAUGCUGGGCUGGAUUACCACCUAGAGAGAGAAGAUGAGCCAGGCAUCGCAUUAGACCCAGAGAAAACACUUGGUGACAUCAACUGUACAGAAUUUGCUGUGGUGCGAGACAAUAGUAAAAGACACGAGCCUCUUAUGGAGUCCAACAACAUGUCGGUGGUGGAAGCAACGCUGUACAAGUCCUAUCGGGUGGUGUGGGUGUACAAGUUUGGCAAGUGUGAGGCAUCUCUGGGAAUUUCUGGUGAGAAGUUUGAGAUUCACCCACUGCCACCCAAGACACCGGGUCCCUUCCUGCCCCUGCGCUCCCGAACCCCCGUCACCUGCAACAUGGAUCAGGUGGUGGACUGCAGUCGCAAGGCAGAAAAGAAAGGUAAAAUAGAUAUUCAGAUAACCUGCCAAGGAGAAAACCGGUUUAAGGACUUUAUUUUUGAAUGCGAGACAAAAAUGGGGCAAGAAAUAUUAGACAAGUGUAGGCAUAUCUUUGAUCUCCGCUCAAGUUCAGUCCGUAAAGAAUUUUGGCGGGAGAAGAAGCCAUUCCGAAGACACAACAGCCUCUCCAUGAGGAGGAGGCCGAGGACAGAGAACCAUGUCAAUGAGGUAUAGUAAGUCAGCGUUUAUUCCUCCUUUCUGCAACGACUAGAGAUGACUGAAGGAGUGUGACAUGUUUGGAUGCAGUGAAAUCUGUUGUAGAAGUUGGUGAUACUUCAGUAUUUUCCUUUUUUUUUGUGGUCCAUUUAAGUGACACAAGUUAUUCACUCCAAGAUGCCUUUGUGUAGAAAAUGAUUUAUGACAUUUUAUACUUAAUGAAAGCAGUUUCAUUGUUGGCCAAGAUUCCAACAAACAUGUAGUUCUCAUUUUUCAGAGCAAACACUACAUUUCCUAAAUGAAUGUGCAUAUGUAUUUUUCAGAAUGUAGUUGACUAGGGCAGUUUGUAUUUAAUGAAACUAGUUACCUUCUCUGACUCAAUGAUGAUAAUUUAAAGUAUUUGAUAUUUUAAGAGGUACUUAAUGAUACUUUAGGAAUAAACUAGUCCAAAGCCUCAUCUGUUCUUCCUGAGUCAUGCAGUAGACAUUUCAAGCUCAAUGUGAGUGGCUCCCAAGUGCUUCCAGUGCUUUGAUGCAACCUUGGAGCUGUUGGAUCCUUCAAAGACAGUACAGUACAAUGCUGAAAUAUUGACAGGACAUCCAAAGAGCUUUAAUGUUUAGCACUUGAGCCAGUUAUUAGUUCGUACAGAUGUUCUGUUUGACACUGCAUCCCAUAAGCAUUGUGACAUAGACAGCAUCACAUGAUUUACUAGAUGAGGUUGUUUUAGUGAUAUUGGCCUGUUUUAGUGGAUGGCCUGGAAGUGUCCACUAUUCUGUUGCCUGUCCUGUGCUAAUUUGGUUCAAGAAAAUUCAUGAUGAUAGCAAAGUGUUAGUGUCUGUAGGAGCUCAGAUGAAUGUUAGUCAUGCAGUUAGUAGGGUGUACUUUACUUUUUGUGGUUUGUACUGGAGAAGCCAUGUUAAUAUGUUCCAUGCAUAGCUAAAUAGCAAGGUGAAGCAUUGAAUCUUGUCCAUUACCGUGAGGAAUGUUGAAAAUUCUUGAAGCCUUUCAUUGUAUGUUAUAUGACCUAGGAAGAGAUAGUUAAUUAUUAUAUUGUGGGGAUUUUAUAUGCUCAGAAAAAUCCUAAGUUUAUGAUAUAUAUAUGAUGCAAAAUUCUUAAAUCUGUUGUUUGAUAUUAUUGGUAAAAUAUCUCUGCUAAGGAAUAAAAAAAAUUUUAGAGGAUUUGCUGUGAGAAGCAAAGGGCUUUCAACUGGGUUGGUUUCCUCGCAGAAUAUUACAUGAAAACAAUAUUUUUUUUGUAACCAAAGCAUUAGGAAUAAGUAAUAUGUUAUUGAACUUCUAAACUCUUUAGAGAAUGCAUGUGAGUAUUCCUGUCACUAAUGGAACAAACUCAGAUCUUUUCAGUGGCUGGGACCAAAACAGUCAGGGUGUUGCAGUAGAUACUUGCUGGCUCUUCAUCUUUCAAGUACUUAUGAACAUUUUUACACAGGUACUUAACAUAAUAAGAACUUGAACUAAACUAUCACUGGUAUUCUUGUGUUGGUUAAUACUAAGUACAAGAAGCUAAGAGUGAACAGUUGAGUGAGCACUGUUCUUUACAAGUCCUUUUCAUGUGAGAGGAUGCACUGGAGAUUCUAAAGUCACAGGUUGAUGACAUUUUAAGGGUAAAUUUGGAAAAUCCUAAUCUUUCCUUCUUCCCAUAGCUGAUGAGAGUGAGUAAGGACCAUGCCACAUGAGACAAUUUUCAUCUUUGAUGAUGUACCCACCAAUGAAAAGAAAAUAAUUUUGUAAAAUACAGACUGAUGAUUCUAUUCAUGGCAACUGUUCCUCCCAAACUGGACCUCUGGGAAGACCUUUGGGUUAGGGAUGUGUGGAGCACUGUGAAGAGUUGGUUGCAUUUGAUUUUGAGGAAACCUUUAACUAAUUAAUUGUGCAUCAGCUUGUAACACUUAAAAGAAAAAUCUACAGUUGUGAAUUUUUGUAUGAAAAACAAUAGAAAUGAUACAAUCAUUAAUUUGUUGGGUAGAUUUGAUGCUCUCAAGACAUUUGGUCUACUAGUUAGACUGGUCUUAAAGGUGUGUGUGUGUGUGUGUGUGUGUGUGUGUGUGUGUGUGUGUGUGUGUGUCCUGAAAGUGAGUGAACACUUUGGGGCCGACAUCAGUGUGAACCCUGGCUGGGGACUGUCCAGUUUUGGAGGAGUAUGGUGUACUGUAUUGAAAAGUUUUUGUUUAGUUGAAAAUAAAUUUUAUUGUAUAAA